Molecule: messenger RNA, 2574 nt
Organism: Prunus mume (Japanese apricot)
Lineage: Eukaryota; Viridiplantae; Streptophyta; Magnoliopsida; Rosales; Rosaceae
Gene: WIT1
Product: WPP domain-interacting protein 1
Source: RefSeq, a predicted model, not a curated record
UUUUUUUUCAUUGUAUUUGUCCUUCUGCCUUUGCGAGCUCUAACAGAAGCCGAGAAAAUUGUUCUGAAGGUUUCAGAACCAUUUUAACAAGUGCACCAUUAAAAUGGAUUACGAUGGUGGUCCUGAAGCAAGUGUAUCUGUUAAUGAUGUUAAUAUUGAUGACCCAGAAGUGGAUUCGAGUAAAGUUGGCAAUCUCGAAAGUGUCUCAUCUGAUGGUGUGAUUGUUGGAGAAUUAAGAAGUGUUGGCGAGGUUUUUACCAGAGUGGAAUUGGAUCUAGCGUGUGCUUCUGAGAAGUUAGUUAACUUAAAUGUUCUUAUGAUGCAUGUGGCAACCAAGGAGAGUGACUUGGAAGCCCUUUCUUCCAAGGAAGAGCAGACAUCAGUUGAUUCUGUUGAGAACGCUAUGGAGUUCGUUCUCUUGUCUGGAAUUUUGGACUCUGAGGUGAGUGAAUUGGAUAAACUCAUGGCUAUACUUCAAGCAGAGAUCACCAAUGCCCAGGGGCUGCUAUCUUCAUACACAUGUUUGGGAGAAACUUUCGUGGUAGUAGAAGACAAGCUGUGUGACUCUGAACAAUCUUUGAAGCAGUUGCAAGAUCAGAUCUCUGAAAUAAGGAUGCAAUCCUUGAAGUUCCAGAGGACGUUUUCAUGUUAUGAUGGAGAAGAAAAUUGGAAUGCUAACAGAGGAGUGGUCUAUUUAGAGGAUGACAAGUUCUCAAGCAUGAAUGUAAAGAUAAAUAUGCAAACUGUUGAACAGCAAAGACAUAUACUGAGGAUGCUAGAGAAAUCUUUAGCAAGAGAGAUGGAUCUUGAAAAGAAAUUGACUGAAUCAAAACAAAUCGAAGAAGAUAUGAAACUGAGGCUGCUGUCUUCAGAUCAAGAAGCAUAUUGCAUGGAGGAGGAGGCAGCAGAUGCUUGGGAGAGGUGGUUACAGGUGGAUAAUGCAUCUGAGGUCCUUAUGGGUAUUUCAAAAGAAUUACUGGGUAAACUCCAUAUUCUCCAGUUUAACUUAAACGGUUCAGUUCAGCGGGAAGCUGAACUAAGAUUGAAGCUUGAUGGUCAGGUUGAAUCCCGAGAAAGCUCUUUGCGGAAACUUGAAAGCAGCAACGCAAAACUAAAUAGCUUCCUUUUAGAUCAGACAGCCGGCUUAAAAGACAGCUUGAAGGAAGCUGAAGAUAAGUUAAUUCUUGCUGAUUCUGAGGCCUUUACUUUGAGAGAAAAGGUGAGUUCACUUGAGGAACAGCAUACUGUUCUAUGCUCAGACAUUAGUGAAUUGGAAAAUGUCAUCACAGAUCUGAAAGAGAAAGUAUCAAAAGCUGAAACUAGGGCUGAGAAUGCAGAAGCCAAAAGCAAAUUAUUAACAGAGACUAAUAUGGAACUUAAUGAAGAGAUCGGACUUCUUAAAAGCACUGGCAGUGCCUCAGAGACGGUGGAUUCACUUGAGAGGAAGUUAAGGGAAUCUGAUACCCAAUUACAGCAUGCAGUGGCAUCUGCUGAAGCUAGCCUGGAGAAACAACACAUGUUGUAUUCUACAAUCAAUGACAUGGAAAGUGUGAUUAAGGAUCUAAAGCAGAAGGUUUUAAAAGCUGAAAGUCGGACUGACAGUGCAGAGGACAACUGUAUAAGAUUAUCAGAAUCUAAUGCACUGCUAACUGAGGAACUAAGCUUUCUGAGGGGUAGAUUGGCAUGCAUGGAGGCAUCUUUGCAUCAAGCCGAGGAAGUAAAAUUAGCUACUGCAACUGAUAUUGGUAUUCGGUCCAAAGUUCUUACAAGUUUAGUGGUGCAACUUGCUUUUGAAAGAGAGCGCCUUCAUAAGCAGAUUUCUUCAUUAGCGGUGGAGAAUAAAACUUUGGUACUGAAGUUGCAAACAAACAAUAGUCCAUCUGUGGUAAUGGGAAAUGAUGAUAGAGGAAAUCAUAAAGACUUCAUGCCCUCAAAGCAUGGUUUGGCUACUGGCACAAGAGAAAGUAAGGAAGAAGCUGAUGAGUUGUCUGAUAGUAAUUGUAAGCUGGAUGAGACUCAGAAUAAUGUUUCUGUUGGUGAGACUGAAGUGGGACCUACUGAUUCUACAUCAGAGUUUGAGACCGCAAGGAGAAUAGAUGCAGGAGUUCUGAGCUUCAAGCAUUUCCUCGUGGCGAUGCUUAUUUUACUGAUUUCAGUUGCAGCUUAUUUUUUUCUCCAACAAGACUGCCCAUUUUGAUGUUGCUGCUGGAGUUUCCUCAUGAGCUUGUCUCCACAGUAGCUUUCUUGUAACAACCAGUGUAGAGCAACGAAGAUCUGGAAAACGAAAAAACGAAGAACAACAAAGUUAUUUUCUGAAACUGUUUAGGGAUAGGCAAUCUAUUGUGCCUAAGGUACAAAUUGCAUCAAAGUGAGAUGCUGAAUGCCCUUCAGCAUUGAGAAAUAAAAAGAUAUCAUUUGAUAGCGUGUUUCCCAUCUUAGCUUUCUCCUCAAGUACUCAAAGGGAUGUAAACACAGAAUGAUAGGAGAUUGUUGUAACUAGUUCAGAAACAACUUCAAUGAUAGUUUUUACCAUCAUUUAUGAAUUUUUAGUGCUUACAAUUAUAAAUUUAUGUC